This is a messenger RNA of Corythoichthys intestinalis (scribbled pipefish), 1036 nucleotides long. RefSeq names its product mitochondrial ribosomal protein S25 (gene mrps25). The transcript has 4 exons. The record is from RefSeq and is a predicted model, not a curated record. The coding region runs from base 113 to 631 and encodes 172 amino acids. Gene Ontology annotation, cellular component: mitochondrion. NCBI's taxonomy places the organism in Eukaryota, Metazoa, Chordata, Actinopteri, Syngnathiformes, Syngnathidae. Gene Ontology annotation, molecular function: structural constituent of ribosome.
UCUACUACGAUCGUGACAACUGACGUCAUCAAAACGCGCCGUCCGUAGUCGUACAACUAGCCGAUAUUAUACUAGCUUCAGAUGGUAAUUUGUAGCCAAUAAAGGUGUUAAAAUGCCUAUGAAAGGAAGAUUCCCGAUCAGGAGGACGCUGCAGUAUCUCCAGCAAGGUGACAUCAUCUUUAAAAAGCGUGUGAAGAUCAUGACGGUCAAUUACAACACACACGGAGAGCUCAGCGACGGCGCGAGAAAAUUUGUCUUCUUCAAUAUUCCUCAAAUUCAGUACAAAAACCCGUGGGUCCAAGUAAUGAUGUUCAAAAACAUGACGCCGUCGCCCUUCUUGAGAUUCUACUUGGACGAUGGUGAACAGGUUCUGGUGGAUGUGGAAGGCAAAGACCACAAAGCCAUUUCACGACACGUAAAGACCAUUUUAGGCAAAUCCCAGACCGUGUUGGAGGAGGAAGCACGAGCCAAGAUGCAGGCCUCCAACCCAGCAAACUUUGGACCCAAAAAGUACUGCUUAAGGGAGUGCAUCUGCGAGGUGGAUGGCCAGGUGCCGUGUCCCAGUAACGUGCCACUACCCAAAGAAAUGACGGGCAAAUAUCGUUCCCAGAUGUUGGCACAGCAAGAAUGAAAGGCCCUGAAGAAAAGUAGACUUUUUCUAUGCGCAAGUUGUUGUUAGCCUGGCCUUUUUCUUACAGCUCAUCACGAGUUCUUGAUUGUGUCACAAAAGAUGGUUUCCAGGCAAAACAAAUUUUCCCUUUAUUCAAAUGUCAGCCCACCUACUGUACAAACACCAGGGCCAAGCACGCAGCUAACACUUCUUGAUUGCGCUGAAGCUCGACCCACAGGGCUCCAUAUCAUUUUUCAAAAAGUAAAGCCAUUUGGAAGACAUGGACAAAAUCAAGCUGACUGUCUUCUGCUUCAGGCCAAUUACUUCCAAGUGGGAAACCAGGACUUUGCACUAUGGUGUCUUACCAAUAAUGAUUUUUGUCCAUUGAAAAUUGGCAGGAAAAAAAAUAAAAUACACUGUACUGUA